GCCUGCGUCCGUCAUGCCAGGCAGCCAGGCCCGGUGCCGGGCCAGAGACCGCAACAACAUUUUGAACCGGCCCGAGUUCCUGUCCCUGAACCAGACCCCCUGCAGGGAGCAGGCCGGGGAGGCCCGGGGGGGCGCCGGUCCCAGAAGAUCCAUGAUCAGGCAGCCGAGUCAGCAGGACGACACCGGGGGGAGGUCCCGUGACUCGUCCGAGGGGCCGGCCCCUGACGGAGCCCCGCCCCCGUCCCGCUACCCGGAGCAGGACUGUAUGCAGCUCAACCCCACGUUUCGAGGCAUUGCCAUGAGCUCUCUGCUGGCCAUCGACAUCAGCCUGUCCAAGCGUCUGGGCGUGUGUGUGGCGUCCCGGGGGGGCGGGGCCCCGCUGCACUCUAUGGUCACCCUGCUGGCCCUCACAGGCCACGCCCUCACCUGGAUCUGUGGGACCCUCAUCUGCCUCUGGAGGAGCAACACGCUGGCUGGACAGGAAGUCCUGGUCAACCUGCUGCUGGCGCUGCUCCUGGACCUGAUGACAGUUGCCGGGAUGCAGAAGUUGGUGAAACGUCGAGGACCGUGGGACUUUCCUCCGGGGUUCCUGGACUACGUUGCUAUGGAUACGUAUUCUUUCCCGGCAGCCCACGCCAGCCGAGCCGCCAUGGUGGCCAAGUUCCUGCUGAACCACCUGGUCCUGGCGGUGCCCCUCAGGAUCCUGCUCUACCUGUGGGCCUUCCUGGUGGGCGUGUCCCGGGUGCUGCUGGGGAAGCAUCACCUGUCGGACGUCGGCUGCGGCUUCGCUCUGGGCUUCCUGCACUUCAGCCUGGUGGAGUCGGUCUGGUUGGAUUCGGCCACCUGCCAGACCCUCAUCUCCAUCGGCACACUGCGCUGGACGCCACUGGUGUAGAACCGGUUCAGAAUAGUGUAAAACCAGUUCAGUCUGGUUUUAAAUCGGUUCAGAGUAGUUUAGAACUGGUUCAGACUAGUUCAGGUGGGAUUCACACUGCAGCUGAAUCCAGUCUGAACUCAACAACACGCUGCAGGGGACGACUGGUUCUGACUGGUCCAAACUGGUUUAGACCACUUUGGAUUGGUCCAUUCUGAGAAGAUGAUCCAUUUCCAGUAUGGACUGGUUUAGACUGGUUUAGACUGGUCCUGCUGGAUUCAGCUCCACAUCCUACUGUCACCUGUCACUUGUUUAGUCUAGUUUAGACCGGUUUACACUGGUUUAGACUGGUUUACACUGGUUUAGAUCAGUUUACAUUGGUUUAGACUGCUUUAGAUCGGUUUACACCGGUUUAGAUGGGUUUAGACUGGUUUAGACUGGUUUAGAUCGCUUUAAGGCUGCUAUUAAAUCUUUUUCUCUGCUCUGGAUGAGUUUAAACUGGUCCAGACCACUUCACAUUGCUCCAUUCUGACACAAUGAUCCAGUUCCCAUCCAGUUGGUUCGGGUUUGUCUGUCCCUGUUUGGACCACUUCAGACUGGAUUAGAUUUGUCUGAGACCAUUCUAGUCCAGUCUGGACUGGUUUCAGCCAAUCCAGACUGGAUUCUGCUACCUGGUUUAGAUCUCUUUGGACUGGAUUUCUUCCAUAAUGAUCCAGUUCCAGUCUGGUCCAGACUGGUUUAAACUGGUUCUGCUGGAUUCCUCUAGCUGUACUACUUUUAUUUCUCACUUGUUUAGACUAGUUUGGACUGAUUUAGACCGCUUUAAGGCUGCCAUUAACUGCUCUAGUCCAGUUUGGACCUGUUUAAACUGGUCCUGUUGGAUUCUGCUACCUGUACUUAAUUCACCUGUCCAUGGUUCUGACUGGUCUGAGCUGGUUUAAACUGGUAUGAGUGAUUAUAAAGGAGUUUAUCUUACAGUUGUGUGUUAGCGAGGUGAUGCUAACAUUAGCAGAACUAGCUGCUGUAGGAGGUGUGGGGUUUGGAUCGGACUGAACCGGACCGGUUCGCUUCAGAUGGAGGUUUGUUUCUCUGGUAUCAAACCUCUGGACAUGUUUUCGUUUUCGCUGUCGUUUGAUUGACUGUGAAUCAGAGGUAAAGUUUGGACUUUUAAGCUGAAGUCGAAAUCUGUCACUUUUAUGUUGAGAUGUUUAUCACAAUAAGAGCUGAAUAAACUGCAGAUUUUAAUGUUUUAAUCAGCGAAUAAAAACUCGAUUUAAAGUGACGAAUGGAUAAUUUUCGUGGAAGGAAAGCUUUAAUGUGAAACGGACUGGAAGGCGUUGGCUGUGGAGGAAACAGCUUCAGGUUUUAAGCUUCUGUUCGGCUGCUUAUGUUUCAGCACUUUUACAAUUUUUAACAGUUUCUUUUGUUCAGUGAGAAAUAAGAAGUUGUGCGUUUCUAAUUGUUGUAGUUUUGUUAUCGGAGCUGAAACUCAGGUAUAUUUUCAGACAUGUUCUAGUUUACAUCUUCAGUGUUCUGCAGGUUCUUUCCUCAUCCUUUCCUGAAUAUCAGCUGCUGUUUAUUUCUAACAGCGUCCUGCAGUUUCGUGCUGAUUUAUUAGUUGGAAGGAAAAAUGUUGCUUCAGUUAUUAAAUCCACACAAAACAGGUCUAAUUCAGGUUCUUAAAGUUCCCUUAAAAUAAAAUCUGAGCCACAAAACAGCCUUAAGAUUCCCUGAAAACGUUCCCUGAGUGGUUCAGACAUUCGUCUUUUCUUGGGGAAGGAAUCCCUUCAAGUUUGCACAAAAACCUCAGAAACCAAAGUAAGAAGAAGCCUCAGGUAUUUCUGAUCUUCUACAAAAUCAACACUUCCAGACUUCUUUUAAAUUUGAUUUCCUCCCACAUUAUUUACCUCUCUUAAUCUGUGGAUCAAAUUUACUCUGUUGCUAUUCCUCCAGAAGUUUCAUAUUUGGUUCUCUUCUCGUCUUCUGCGGACAUUUUCAUGAUUUUCAGAAGAAUAAAACUGUUGACUUUUCCUGCUGUUAAAUCUCCUUCAGUGAAUCCUUUAACUGAGGGAAGCUUCUGUACAGCAUCUUUAAUGAAAACUGAAACUUAAAGUUUGGUAUUUGGGAGUAAACUGCUGCUGUAUUAAAUAUCAGAUAAUAAUCGGGAACAAUCCGACUAUCUAUGCAAAUACUUUUAUACUGAACUUGAUAUUUUGAAGAAGAAAUGAGUUUAAGAUGCAACAACAAAGAUGUGAGACUGAUCUCCGUCUGUAUGCAGACCAUACGCCGCUGUUCGUCGUUUGUCUUUUCAACACCUUAAACUCCAGUUUCCUUCUUCUUCUGCUAGUUUGCGGUCAACAGUUUUCCAUAUAAAAACUUUGAUGUAAAUUAGGAAGACUAGUCAACUAGUUUACCGUUAAACCUGUUAACUCGACAGUGGAACGAGUCUCUGGAAUCGUAACAAACUGAACUUUUAAUUCUGAAUCAUUUCUUGAAAACUCAAACAUGAUGAGCAGAAACUAACUUUCUUCGUUUCACUUCCUGUCUUACUUUGAAACUUCCUGUGAAGUUGAGAUCAACAGCAACUGAUCUGAAAGAUUCUGAGGAAAGUUGCCUGAAAACUGAAGCAUCUGGUUUGGAUUCAUGGAAUGAGAAGAGACUGAAACAGGAAGUGAGGAUUCAAACUAUGCAUCUGUUCUGUCUGUUUGAAUAAAUCUAUUUUCAGCGA
This is a messenger RNA of Amphiprion ocellaris (clown anemonefish), 3602 nucleotides long. RefSeq names its product inactive phospholipid phosphatase 7-like. Gene Ontology annotation, molecular function: sphingosine-1-phosphate phosphatase activity. Lineage: Eukaryota; Metazoa; Chordata; Actinopteri; Pomacentridae. The transcript is spliced from 4 exons. Gene Ontology annotation, cellular component: nuclear envelope. Bases 14 to 895 code for a protein of 293 amino acids. The record is from RefSeq and is a predicted model, not a curated record.